Molecule: messenger RNA, 1782 nt
Organism: Lolium perenne
Lineage: Eukaryota; Viridiplantae; Streptophyta; Magnoliopsida; Poales; Poaceae
Source: RefSeq, a predicted model, not a curated record
AUGGGCGCCGGCACCGAAGAUGCCGGAUGGUCGGAACCUCUGGUUCCGCCCGUCCCCGAAAAGAAGAAGAAGAAGAAGGCAGCCACCAGCUCCCCUCCCAAGACUGCACCAGCAACGUCGUCGCCGGCAAAGGAUGCGCCUGCGUCUCCGCCGGCACCUCCUGCCGGUGCACCGGAUCCUGCCCCCCAGCCAACUUCUCCGGAGGGCGCCGUUAUCACCGCACAGCAGCUUAGUGCUGUGGUCACAGCAGCGUCCGCGCCCCCUUCCGGCUCCCAGGCUCAGUCCCUGGUGUUGCACGCCGGGCGCGCCGCGGUCGUAGCCGGCGAGAAGGCCUCAGCUCAGCUGGGCCGGAUCGUUGAGCUGACCCACGAUGGGGCCGACCUAGGCCCACUCAAGGAGUACGCCGAGAAAUGGAACCGGGCGGAUCUCUCCGACGCCACCUGCGGCCUUGGCAAGGAUAAACUGCCGGUGGUGGACAACUCCGGUCCGCGGAGCACGGUGCAACAUCUCAGCCGGCUCAAGCGGGCCAUGAAGGAGUUUGACACCGCUUGGCACGACGCCAACAUCAACAUGGUGGGCACCCUUAACUCCCGGAAGCAGCUGUUCGAGGAGCUGCUGUGGGAGCACCGGGACCUUUCUGAGGCCUUCUCCGCCCUUGAGCGUACCCACGCCGCCCUUCCGGAAGCCUCGCUUGAAGAUCUUACCGGCCAAAUCGCCGCGCUCAAGGCUGAGAAGGAGAAGGUGGCCCUUGAACACCGCAACACACUGGAAGCCCAGCGGAGCAACUCCGCUGAACUGAAGGACCAGCUGGUCCAGGCUAGGCUACAGCAUGAGCGGGCGCUGAAGGAGGCCAAAGCUGCCGGCGAUGGCAAGGUGGAGGAGGCCCGGAAGGAGUUUGCUGACGCCACCGCGCAGCUGCGGAAAGAGCUGGAGGAGGAGACUGGGCUGCUGCAGCGGGCGCUGGACCGGAACACUGAGCUUACAGCGCAGCAGGCUGAACUUGACCGGAUGGUCCGUGAUACCGACGCCCAAGCGCUCAAGUUCUUUCCGGACUUCCAGGCGCACGCGCACAAGAAGAUCAUGGAGCUGCGGGCUGGGAACCCUACCGGCGAUGCGGAGGCCCCUUGGAACACACAUGAGCAUCUCGUUGCGCUGCAUGCCCGGCUUUCCCACAUGAAGGUCAUCGACCGGCAUCUUCGCGACGUGCCGGAAGUUGCCUUCCAGAUCUUCAAAUUCUUGUGGCCUGGGGAGCCCGUGCCGGAGAACUUGACUCUUCUUGCCCAUCGGCUCAAGGAUGCCGGCAAAAGGUUCAGUGAGUGGAAACGCUCUUCUGCCCGUGCCGGAGCUGACGCAGCACUUCGUGUUGCCUGCUCCUGGUACGAGGAGCUGGACCUGGAUGCUCUGCACAGCCUGCGUGGAGAUGCUCCUACCGGCACGGAUCCUGCGAAGACCGCCAAGCGUCGCGAUCGCGCUUACCGGGUUGCCCAGUUCGCCUCUACCAGCACCUUCAUCCCUCCUCCCGCUGACAUCGAAGAUGAACUAUCUGACGAUGAGGAGGAUGAAGAAACCGGCGAGGACGAGGUGGAGGUGCCUGAAGAAGAAGCUGAUGCCCCUCCAGAGCAAGCCCGGAAGCGCCGGUUGUGCCCGAAGCUGCCCCUGAACCCCCUGUUGGCCAAGAUAACUCAUCUCCUUUGUAUCACACCCCCUGAUCCUGUACUUAUGAGAAACAAUAUAGUGAAAUUUCCCCGGUAUGCCGGGUGGGAGUUGUAUCAAUACAUUUAA